Molecule: messenger RNA, 1872 nt
Organism: Fomitiporia mediterranea MF3/22
Lineage: Eukaryota; Fungi; Basidiomycota; Agaricomycetes; Hymenochaetales; Hymenochaetaceae
Exons: 6
Coding region: 1-1872 (623 amino acids)
Biological process (GO): positive regulation of transcription by RNA polymerase II
Cellular component (GO): RNA polymerase II transcription regulator complex
Molecular function (GO): protein dimerization activity; DNA-binding transcription factor activity
Source: RefSeq, a predicted model, not a curated record
AUGCCACCGACGAGCAGAUCUCGCGACCCUUGCCGGCUUCUCACUAUCCGAUCGCAUUUCCCUCGUUAUCUGGACGCAUACACUCUUGCUUUCCUUGAACUUUUGAGACACGUCGAAGAGUCUCUUUCACGCCAAAAGAACACUAGUCCGGAUUCCGCUGAGCAAUCGCGUGUCCAUCUUGUGCUCUUUUACCACCCUACCUCACCCCAAUAUCUCACUUGCAACUACCGUCUUCUUCGGGUCCCGCUGAGCAAUCGCGAACCCCUCUGUUCUGAACUACUCUGCACGAAUCUCACAUACUGCCUUUUCCCACUUGUAACCACUAUCGUACUCAUAUCAUCAUCUCUCGUACCGGCUCCACUCGCUCGACUCGGAUUCUUUUUCCAACUGCAAAGCCCAGAUUCAGCAAUUAACUCCGAACUUAUCGAAUUUUCUACCUCAAACACAUCCAACACUGCACUGAACUUGCAAAACAUGUCACUCCAAGAAGCACACACACCUUCAUCCACGACCGGUUCGACAGCCGGGUCACCUCCUCCGUCGCACCCGCCAGCGACUCCACUUUCACCAACGUCCCCCGGCUUUGGUGGCUCAUCUAUUGACGGCGACAACACCAUGAACAAUGGUACAGCAAGCAACAACACCUCUCUUCCAGGCAAACGCAAGGCAAACAGGCGCGCAAAUACCGCUGAGCGUCGGGCAACGCACAAUGCUGUCGAGCGAGCUCGCCGCGAGACGCUCAAUGGACGUUUCCUCGAUCUUGCUGCUCUUUUGCCGAACCUUGCAACAGUCAGACGCCCUUCGAAGUCCGCAAUUGUCAACUCAAGCAUUGCUCUCAUCCAUCAAUCACGCCGCACGCGCCUACUUGCGUCGCGUGAACUUCGUCUUCUCCGUGCUGAAUCGGAUGCCCUGCGCCGUGAACUUAAUGAAUGGCGUGCCCGUGCUGGUCUUCCACGUGUUGAGGAACCGCCCCGCUCGCCUGAAUUUCUCAAUUUGAUCAGUCCUCAAGACAUUGAAGGUGCUGGAGGUCUGGCGGGAUGGGAUGGAGACAGACUGGGCGAGAUGGGCGAGGAAGAGCGCAGAGCGUACGAACUUUCUAUGCAAGACCAGGAGGAGGAUGGUUUCGACGAUGGAGAUGGAGACUAUGUUCGCAUGAAUCCUGCAUUCAAAGGUCCGGCAGCACCAACUGUCCCUUCAGCUCCUAAUCCAGGUCAGAUCAACCAGAUGAGCGCGCUUCAACAGCAGCAGCGCCAGCAACAGCUUAGCUUUGCGCGCGGCAUGAACUUUGACGGCAUGCCAUCACACCCCGCACUCUCCUCUGGUGUCAACACAAUGUAUGAGCCUAAUGGUCUUCCGCACGGAGCAUCUCACGCUUUACCUGUUCACCCGGACUUUGCUAUGCACGCACAGCAGAUGGCCCAGGAAAAAAUGAAUGGAUGGGGUGCGCAGGGUCAAAAUCAGAUCGGCCUCUUCCUCGGGCAGCAAGCUCAGCAGCAAUGGGCGACACAGCAACUCGCCGUGGCGGGUGCGACCAACUUUACGCCGCCAGUGAGUGCAGGCGGAGCCGGUUCGCCGCUUGGCGGAAACCCGUUCUUUGCGCAACAGCAGCAACAGGCACCAUCUCAGCAGCAGAUGUAUACUACCCCGGAGUUGGACGAUGCGAGCUCUGUUGGUAGUGCAGAGGGCAUGGCGCACGGAGGAAGCACGGGAGGUAGCCCUGGUCCGUUUGAUGCACGUGUAAGCGCAGGAGCGGCGUUCGGCCGAAGGCCUAGCUUGUCCCUCAGUCUUCCGACCAACGGGUGGAACGGUCAAGCGCAGACGCAACAAAUCUCCGCAGCUGCCGACGGACCGACGGACGUCGUUACCCGAUAG